AGUCAGAUCGGGCCGAACAGCAGAUCAGACAUUACUGGGACCUGUGCGGACUUUUCUCGUGCAAAGUCCAACAAACUGGUUCUGGGAAAAGAGCCAAGCUGGCGGCCAGUUAUCUGGUUCCCCCCGGGGUUAAGGAGGAUAGAGACAGCCGACGCUGGGCGAGCGCUCUUGGUAUGGCGCACAAAACUGAGGAAAGUCGGGUCUGUUUUAGCAAAAACUGCACAGGAAGUGGUCGAGGAGGGCUCAAAGACCCCGAUCAUGAGAUGAGCUACGGAUCCGGACGCAGCAAUCCGCCUGCCUGUGACAUGCUGGAGCCCCGCUGCUGUCAGACAGCUGCUGCUCCUCAGGAUGAGUUGUUAAACGCAGACCGCCGAGAGGGCGACAGUCGCUCCUUCUCUGCCUGCGCAACAAUCUCGGAGACCGCCAGGGAGCUCUGCAAAGCCGUGUCCGUGUCUCUGGGUCUGGCCAUGGAGUCCGACGUGGACCCCGCGCUCCCCCCGUGCGCCGCACGCGACCAAAUGAGCGGAGAGUAUUUUUUCGGGGUGGACUCGGUGCCUUUGAGCUGUCCCGGGGCGCAGAGCGUCACCGAGUACAGGUGUCCCGAGCAGAAACCGGCGGGGGAGAUGUUCAAAAGUUCCGACAGCGCCGCUUCUUUCCAUCACCUCCCCUCCACCCGGACGUCUGCGCAGAACUUCGCCCAGUGCGAGGCGGGCGGAGGCAUGGAUCACCUGGACGCAGCGCGCGCUGCCUCCUGCCAUUAUGCCCAUGCUGCGCCGUCAAACAGCAUGGUGCCGUUCAGCCGCGCGGCUCCGGAGAGGCCGUGCCGGGUCUACAACCUCCCAGCCGAAGCAGCGCGGGAGUUCGGGGAUGCUGGGGAGGACGAGCCUGCUAGAUAUCCUCCGGAGUGCUUCAGCGUCAGAGUCAAGUGCGAGGGCAGCGAGGCUCCGGGAGCGCUGUGGGCUAGUAAUUACACCUUCAACAAGAAGUACAACACGCAGCUCUGGGGCUCGAGGCAGCGCGUGAACGAGUCUGCAGCCAGCACGGCGUUCAUAUGUAACCCGUACGAGGGGAGCGUCGUGCGUCCUGAGCAGUGGUAUCCCGGCGGGAUGCUGAGGACGCCCCAUCCCAACUCCUGCGACAUGAAGAGCGAGGUCGGUGAGUGGCUGGAUGUGGUCUACAACGACACCAGGUUCGAAGCUAGUCGGGAGCACAUGUUUCCCAUGGAGUUCUUCUUCCCCCCUCAGAGAACGUGCCUGAUCUGUUCAGACGAGGCAUCUGGCUGCCAUUACGGUGCACUCACAUGUGGCAGCUGCAAAGUUUUCUUCAAAAGAGCUGCAGAAGGAAAACAGAAGUACUUGUGUGCAAGUAAAAACGACUGCACCAUUGAUAAGUUGAGGAGAAAGAACUGCCCCUCGUGUCGUCUGAAGAAGUGCUUUGAAGCAGGAAUGACACUCGGAGCGCGUAAACUAAAGAAGAUCGGGCAGCAGAAAAACACAGAAGAGGAUCUUUCUGCUCAGGAACCAGCAGAAGUCCCCCACAACAUUUCUCCUAAAUCAGGUCCCAACUUUAACUCCCAGCUGGUUUUCCUCAACAUCCUGGAGUCCAUUGAGCCUGAGGUGGUGAAUGCAGGUCACGACUGUGGCCAGCCGGACUCGGCUGCCAGCUUGCUCACCAGUCUCAAUGAGCUGGGGGAGAGGCAACUGGUCAAAGUGGUCAAAUGGGCAAAGGGACUGCCAGGGUUUAGAAACCUGCACGUGGACGACCAGAUGACCAUCAUCCAGCAGUCUUGGAUGGGAGUGAUGGUGUUUGCGUUGAUAUGGAGGUCCUAUAAGAACGUCAACGGCAGGAUGCUUUACUUUGCCCCGGACCUUGUCUUUAAUGAACAUCGGAUGCACGUUUCCACCAUGUAUGAGCACUGCAUGCGGAUGAGACACCUGUCACAGGAGUUUGUGUUACUGCAGAUAACUCAGGAAGAGUUCCUCUGCAUGAAGGCCCUCCUGCUCUUCAGUAUCAUUCCGGUCGAGGGGUUAAAAAGCCAGAAGUACUUUGACGAGCUGCGCCUCACCUACAUUAAUGAACUGGAUCGUCUCAUCAACUACCAGAUGACAACAAACUGUCCUCAGAGGUUCUACCAGCUCACACGACUCCUGGACUCUCUGCAGAUGACGGUAAAGAAGCUCCACCAGUUCACGUUUGACCUUUUUGUCCAGGCUCAGUCGCUCCAUACGAAGGUUAACUUUCCAGAGAUGAUCGGAGAAAUCAUCUCAGUUCACGUUCCAAAGAUCCUGGCAGGUUUGGCUAAACCCAUCUUGUUUCACAAGUAGAAGGAUUUCUGUUUUUAAUCAUGGAAAAGCGUCUAAAGUGCUGCCUCUACGAACUCAAACAAAGGCUGUGAACUGUUUCUCCACCUCCUCAGUUUGACUGCUUUUAGCCCCGUCCUGUAAUCACUAUUUUAUUGUUCAAGAUUUCUUGUUUUUUUUCUACCUUUUAGUCAUAAGUGAGAUUGUUUAUUCAGAACUGGUUAAGCUUUUAUCUUAAGAGCUGCAAGGUCUCCUCUGCAGACAACUCUCCACUUUCAGUGUGUUUGUUCACAGAGAAAAAAGAUGCUGCUUCAGAUCCUAGCCUUAAAAUCCAGACCAAGCAAACGAGGUUAAAACUGCACAUCUCCCCAAAAAUAAAACCCCAGUUCUGCUUAUGACCUUGAUUAUAAAUUUAAUCCUAAAUUCUGUAAAAUAUUUAAAGGCGGACGAUGAUUAAAUUCUAAAAUAAUAAAUUAAAUAUCUUUAUGCAAUCAGUCUUUGUUUUGUAAAAGCUGAAAUCUAAUGUUUUUCAUGUGAAAUGGAGAAGCAUAAAAAAAUGAUUCUGGAUCUUGCGCCAUACUAGAAUGUCUGUCAAUCUGAACAUAUUUGAGUUUUUAGACAUUUUAUGGCACCACCAUUGAGCCUUUAAAAAUUACGCUCGCUUGUCAGUCUCAGAAAAGCUCUUUUCUACUUUCAGACAAUUUCCCCUUCAGCAUUAAUCAGCAUCCUAUCACUACAAUAAACCUUUGGCAACAAAGGACACCACCAGAGUCUGUAACUGACUCCGAACGCGGGCUUGUCGGACGUCUUUUUCCGAGUGAGCAGACCAGAGAGAGAGAGUUCAUUUCAGGUCAGCGUAUUUAGGUCUGCACACUCGUUUCAGGACCCGCGCUUCGUGGAUUUGCAAUUUACGCACACGAAUAAGCAGAGACAGGAUGUCUGUGUCUUAGGUUUUGCAAUCCAUGCCCCAAAUUUGUAAACAGCUUCAGAGAACGUGGAUGGCUGCCUCUGGUUGCAGGACUUGUUUGGAGGUUUCCACGUCAGCAUUUAUUAUCGGCUCAUCUGGACUGGAACCUCGGUCGACUCUGUAAUAAAACAGUAACCGAUACAGAAUGCUGCCUACAAAGGAAAACCAUAAAAACUCUCCCGAUUAGACUCGAGCGGACUCGAGCAUUCCGCGAAACGAAAGCAGGUCAUUAGGGUUGUCAGCGGUGCAGCUGAGGAACACAAACCUAGUGCUCUAAAUUAUGUAAACUAAAUCCCAAAAGACAGAAAGCGCUGAUGCGCAAAUAUCAACAAGUUUUCUAGCAGCUGUUGUGGAGCUGCAGAUGAAAAACAGACACGAGGUCCCAAAUACCAGCACAGGUUUUACAAAUAUGGAAGUCCAGUGGAAUAAUCACCCUUUUUACUGAGAUUUGCACUUUGAGGCAGCUGAAAAUAUCUCUUUAUAUCACAGUCUUUCCAGUCAGUUUGAACAAACUUGUUCAUGUAUUGUGCUACAAACUACUCAACAGCAGAAGAAAUCCUGUGGUGAGCUACAUAGUUCCAAAGAAGUUUCACAUUUAGCAAAAACAAAGUAGCUUCUUUUGGUUUGGUGGUGGUUUCUGCUCAGUCGUGGCAUUCCUUCAUUCAGCUUCGUGAGGUCAUCAUUUGGAUGCUUGUUUCAGCCCUGCUGAGGUAGAGGAACAACAUGGACGUGUCUCUAGUCCAUCACAGAGACACAAAACAAGUCUAGGGACAGUUUAGGGUGACCAUUUAAGUGUGACGUGCAUGUCUUUGUUCAGGGGGAGGAAAAUGGAGGAAAAAACCCCCACAUGCAUGGUGGGAGCAUGCAAACUCCACGCAGCCCUCCAUCAGUCACCUCAAAGGUGAAACAAUCUUAUAGUUUGAAGAUGUGUUUGGGUCACUGUUCUGUUGGAGAAACUCUGGAUGGUCCAACUCCAAAAAUCCCCCAACACUGGAUAAAGAGCCCACUACUGUCCUUGACCUAUUAGGUGGAGUAGAUGUAUCUCAGUGACAUCCCCCUGAAUCAGUACCUUGACCAAAACAGUUUGGAGUAGAGAGUCACUGGCAAUGCACGGGCCGGCGCGUGUCACUCAGAAACUCCCCUCCAAUUGUUGGUUCGUAUCAAAGCAGAAUAAAAGAACAGAAUAGAAGAAGAUUGAAAAGAUAGAAUAAAGAAAAAACGAGAAAAACAGAAUAGAGAUUACAGAAAAAAGGAAGAAAAAGAAGAAAGCAACAGGGACUUUAAAUUCUGGACUUUAAAUUACCUGGACGCCUCCCUGGGGAGGUGUUUCGGGCAUGUCCUGCCGGCAGAAAGCCCCCGGGUCGACCCAGGACACGUUGGAGAGGUUACAUCUCCAAUCUGGUCCGGGAACGCCUUGGGGUCCUGCCGGAGGAGCUGACCUAUUAGGGUUAGGGUUCCCCAGAGAGGACGUGUAAUCUCUAAUCCUAAACACAUUACACUGUCCCGGUACUCACCAAAUAUGCGUUCCAGCUCAACGGUCUAGUGGCAUGAGUGUCCACCCCAAGACUAAGGAGAUCGUGGGUUCAAAUCCUUGGUUGAGUCAUACCAAAGACUAUAAAAACAGGACCCAAUGCUUGACACUCAGCCUUAAGGAGGGGUUGAAAUACCAAAUGAUUCCCGAGCACAGCCAUGUCUGCAGCUCACCGCCCCCCCGAGAGGAUGGGUCAAAUGCGGGGAACAAAUUUCACCACACAUCAGUAUGAUAACUAACGGGACUUUAACUUUUAACACCCCCUGCUGUUAUUCCUGCCCCUAACAUUCUUUGCAGUAUAAUUUAACUUGUCAGCAGAGCAUUCCCGUCAUGAUGCAAAGACGUUCUGGGCUUGUCCCAGCAACACACCCUAAAGAGUUGUCUCAAGGCUUCCAUGCUGAUGGUGUGAUUGAGCUGUGGCAGUCUAGGCAUGAAGCAUAUGUCGCCACUGAAACACCCCACACCAUCACACUGCUCCCUUUAUGCUCCACAGUAGGAUCCAGAAACACAGAUGCAAAUUCACAGCAAGUAGGACUAAUACUCUCAAUACUGAACUUAUCACACUUAAGUUGUUCUAAACACUGAUUUUUAUUCAAAUUAUUAGUGAUUUACUCUUGAUAAAGGGUGAGUCAGAUAAAUCAUGUCCAGGGAGAAACUCUACGCUCUACUGACCAACAACAGUUUUAAAGGAAGACAUCUAAUUUGAAAAAUGACGCCACCCAGUGGCCUGAUAAGACAUUAUCAGACUUAAACCCAGGGUGUGUUUCUCUCAUGUCCCAGUUGGUUAUUAUAGUUGUCUGUCCAGUGUAGAAAUCACUGGUAACUAAUUAAAACUUUUUAUGCAGCCAGCUAAGCAUCAUCUUUUAAUGUUGGUUAACUAGUAGCUAAAAUGUGUUUUUGGGAAUGAUGAUUAGCUAAGAGUUUGUGAGGAGAGUGCCAAGUGUGUGCACAACUACUGUCAAAGCAAAAAGGUGGGAAAACUUCAGAUUUGAUAUUCGAAGGUGCAGUCAAACAACAAAACUUCACUCUGUAUAUUUUAAUAAUGACUAUAUACUCUCAUCUGCUUGUAAAACACAUAAUGUACUACAAGCUCCACCGCAGAGUAAGCUUUAAGCAGCUGGUGACAGAGUCUACUCAAGUUUUUUUUUAUUUUUUUUUUGUACAACUAAAAACAAAACUUACCCACUUCAGCAUUCACACGUCGUCUUAAGCCGUGACACAGUGUUGGUCACACAGAACAGACCUACAAACGGGACGCUGUGCAUGUUUAACUGCUGCUCUUUCUGAUUUUGAACAUUUGUAGUGUUGAUUUGAUAUUAUUUGUAAAAAAAAAAAUAAAAAAAAAUACAAUUAAGUCAUUUCUACUCAGCAGCUUUCAAAUUUUAUUUUAGAUGGUGUAAAUAAGAAGAAAAAGGGGUUUAUAAUCAAUCUAAAAGCAACAUCAAGUGAUUUUUGGUGAAGAUUUUGAUGAUAUUUCAAUUUGUGAAGAAACACAAACUGGUAGGUUAUGUAUAUAGUGUCGGUAAUUGUUUGGUUCUGUUUUUAAGCAAAUUAGCACACAUAAGAGAAAAUCAGAAAGGGUUAGAAUAAACCCGAUAAAAGGCACAGAGCAGUGUGCAGAGUUCUGCCACCGUCAGCGAUGCCACACGGCGUUGGAGAAGCAUGGACGUAAAACACAGCCUCCAAUCCACAGCGCCAGAGAUCUCAGACGAGAACGGCGAUGUUCCAGCAGGGCAACAAACUUAAAGUCAAAGCCAACUCAAAGCUGGAAGCCGUAGAGAGAGUGAAAGUCCUUGACCGGCACUGCCGAAGAGACGGAAAAAAGAAUCCGUGGAAUGUCUUCGAGAUAACCGAUCCCAGACACUCAAAACACAAAAAACAUUAUAAUGUACGCUGUUUGCAAAAGGCCUAAAAAAAGGAUAAGAGGCAUUUUUAAUAUUAACUAAUCAUAAAUACUUGAAUGUCAUUCUAGAUAUAUGAAAUUAAAUAGACAAAAGUUUUUCCAAAGUAUAAUCAGCAGAAAUUAAUUAAUUAGAAUGAAAAAAAUACAAAAUACCUACAGAUAAAAAAUAAUAGUUAAAAUCAUCUUUCAGCAAAUAAUUUUCUCUGCAAAAUAAACAUUUUCCCGGCUUUUAUUUUACCCAACAUUGAUCUUUUUCUCUGUAAAUCUAGCAGGCUUUAACGGUUUCCUUUUACACGUCUGCAGAUGCAUGUAUCCGGCGGAUUUUCCUCUGUGUGUGUGUGUGUGUGUGUGUGUGUGUGUGUGUGUGUGUGUGUGUGUGUGUGUGUGUGUGUGUGUGUGUGUGUGUGUGUGUGUGUGUGUGUGUAACGCUGAGCUGUGCUGUAGUUUCCCUGCGACAUUCUGUUAGUUGUGCACCGACCGGCGGUGUCACCACUGAUCCACACAGACAGGACAAGGGAACAUUUUCUUGUGCAGCGAUGGUCGGCUUGUUUUUGGAUAAUUUUCAAAAAAUAAUUGAAACUUUUAAAUUAGCUACUUUAUAAAAGUGCAGAUUUUAUUCAAUCAAAAAUCCAGAGAUGGAUUUCAAACCCUCUUACAAUUCCUGAACGCACCAGAUCGCCAUUGCAGCAAAAUAAUCCUGCGUUUUACCCACUGUAGCUUUUGUCACGCAUUGUGCACGUGCACCGUGCACGUCAGUGAGCCCUGGAACUUUUAAUCCUGAUUCAAAUGAUUUAAUCUGCAGUGUUCAUAAUUUAGAUUUCUCAUGUCUUUCUGCAUUCUGACAAGGCUCUUUGUACAUGCUACAGUAAAUGUAUAUAUUGAUCACUUUAAUGUGUUUUUGAUGUUCAAACACUUUCAGAUUAAUCUCCUGUUUGAUUUAUAUCUUUUGUGACCUGUGUUUUGCAAGCGUGUUUUUUUCAGAGAUGUAAAGUCGCAUCACAUUUCAAAGUCAAUUAAAAUAUCUCUGAGAGAAAAUGUGUGCAGAGUUGUUUUCUUCCCCAAGUUUUCAUUUACAUAAAUGUCUCAGAAGAAGAGGAAGAUUAAGCUAAUUGAACAUGAAGAAGACAGGCUUUUAGCAGCAUUUAGGCCCU
This is a messenger RNA of Nothobranchius furzeri (turquoise killifish), 7852 nucleotides long. RefSeq names its product androgen receptor (gene ar). Gene Ontology annotation, biological process: nuclear receptor-mediated steroid hormone signaling pathway; male gonad development; positive regulation of transcription by RNA polymerase II. The record is from RefSeq and is a predicted model, not a curated record. Lineage: Eukaryota; Metazoa; Chordata; Actinopteri; Cyprinodontiformes; Nothobranchiidae. Gene Ontology annotation, cellular component: nucleus; chromatin. Gene Ontology annotation, molecular function: nuclear receptor activity; zinc ion binding; estrogen response element binding.